AUGAAUUUUCUGAUAUCUUAUUCAUCUCACAGUAAUACUAUAUGGCAAAGUUUUGAUGUACUGUGUGAUACGUAUCUUCCUGGGAUGAAACUUGGGUUGUUUGGCCAAAACACUAGUAAUAUUGUUUCUUGGGCAAACCCACAAAACCCAGCUCGUGGCAUUUUUUCCUUAUGGAUCAAUAGCAACGAUACCAGGAAGCUUUCAGUUUCGCGAGGACGUAAUGACGAGAAAAUUGAUAUCGGUUUCUGGGAUGGAAAUGGCAUCCGUUUUAUAUUUGAAAAUUCAACUGCCAAUGCGUACAAUUUUAGCUUCCAGUCUAAUGCAAACGAAGUAUUCUACACUUUUACAGCUAGUAAAAAUUACGACCUUGUGUGGUUUGUCAUGAAUUACACUGGAAACCUGGACCAGUACUUUAUGGUGGAUUCGAAGAUCUCGUCCGUGAGCCAUGCUUUGUGUGUAGAUUCAACCGGUGUUAAUGCUCGGACGUGCAUUAAUUCAACACCUUUUGACUGUGAAGAUGGUGCUGAAUUUUCUCAGAUCAAUGGUUUGCUGCCAUCUGCAUCUAAUACUACUGGCUCCUUUGAUAUGGUGAUUACUGAUUGUGAAACUCUGUGCAAGAACAAUUGUUCUUGUACUGCAUUUGCUUCAGUUCUGGAUGGUAAACCAGGAUGUCGAUUUUACUUUGGGAGUAAACAAGAUUUAUCGAAGAACAUAGAGAAGGGUGAAGGUCUUGUUCACAUCCGAGGUGGUGCUCCAAGUGAUGCUAAGAAGUGGAAACUUGGGUUAGCUGUGGUGAUGACUUCUCUCGGGGUUCUUAUUCCAAUUUCCUUCACCUGCUACUAUUGCUGGAGAAAGCGACUUAAAGUCAGGGGCGUGAAUAACACAGGAUUAGGCGUGCACAAGGAUCAAGAAUUGCCCCUUUAUAGUUUUGCCACCAUAAAGAAGGCAACCAAUUACUUUGCAGAGUCUAAUAAACUUGGAGAAGGUGGAUAUGGGCCUGUCUAUAAGGGUAAGUUGCUUGUUGAAGGGCAUGAAAUUGCAGUUAAAAGGCUGUCCAAGAUUUCCAGGCAAGGGUUGACGGAGUUCAAAAACGAAGUCUCAGUGAUUUGUAAGCUUCAACACAGAAAUUUAGUUAAGCUUCUGGGAUGCUGCAUUGAAGCAGAAGAAAGCAUACUGAUUUACGAGUGCUUGCCCAACAAAAGUCUAGAUCUCUUCAUUUUUGACUCAACCAAACAGUUACUUUUGGAUUGGAGAAGGCGUGUUGUCAUAAUUGAAGGGAUUGCACAAGGUCUUCUAUAUCUUCACAAAUACUCGAGAUUAAGAAUCAUUCACCGUGAUUUAAAGACUAGCAAUAUCCUCCUGGAUAGUGAGUUGAACCCCAAAAUUUCUGAUUUUGGCAUGGCAAGGAUUUUCGGAGACAAUGACAUAAGAGGGAAAACAAACCGGGUUGUUGGUACAUUUGGUUACAUGUCUCCUGAGUAUGCAACAUUCGGCCUCUUUUCUGAAAAAUCCGAUGUCUUUAGCUUUGGGGUGAUCUUAUUAGAGAUUAUAAGUGGUGAGAAGAACAUUGCAUUCGUUGAGGCUGAUCACACCCUGAACCUAAUCAGUAAAGCUUGGCAUUUGUGGAAACAAGGGAGCAGCAUGGAGUUGAUGGAUUCAACACUGCGUGCUUCUUGUUCGAGCAGUGAAGUUAUCAGAUGCAUAGAGAUAGGUCUUCUGUGCGUUCAAGAUAGAGCCAUUGAUCGACCAAGCAUGUUGGAUGUUGUUUCUCUGCUAAGCAAUCAGUCGUCUGCUCUACCUCUUCCUAAAGAACCGGCAUUUUUCUGUCAUUCUAGCUCCCCUGAUGCGGAUUCAUCUUCCAGUAGGCGAAGAGAUAACUCUCAAAAUGAAGUGACCAUUUCUGUAGAAUGUGGCAGGUAGAAAAUUAGAAUUCACCAGUGUUUGCAAUUAAUAUUUAUUGUUGCCACUGUA
Molecule: messenger RNA, 1971 nt
Organism: Argentina anserina (silverweed cinquefoil)
Lineage: Eukaryota; Viridiplantae; Streptophyta; Magnoliopsida; Rosales; Rosaceae
Product: G-type lectin S-receptor-like serine/threonine-protein kinase SD1-1
Exons: 8
Coding region: 1-1920 (639 amino acids)
Biological process (GO): protein phosphorylation
Cellular component (GO): plasma membrane
Molecular function (GO): protein serine/threonine kinase activity; ATP binding
Source: RefSeq, a predicted model, not a curated record